AUGUCCCUAAGGUUACCCCCCCUCCUAGAACCAUAUCUCGCUCUACCCGCCGAGUCAUCCCUCGUCCUGGCCACCAGCGUCCUGGGCGCAAGUACCAACUGGCUGGUCCUCCGACACCUGUACAGGUACCUCGGUCCCCGGAGCCUUCCUGGUGAGGGGGCAGAUGGCGUCGAAGGUGGUGCAGAGGAGGAGGUUGGUGUCGUACUGGUCAGCUUUAUGCGAGAUGGGGUCUUUUGGCGUGAAGGUGCUGUGAAGCUAGGUCUGGAUCUUGAAUCCUUGAGUAAAAAAGGCCGUUUCCAUCAUGUAGAUGGGCUCACGGGCCUCUUUACAGAGGAUGACGCUACGAGUGGUAGAAGCAACAAUAUCCUGAAGAGCAGUCGUGUAGACCAUGUGAAGGGUCAUUUGGAGGAGGCAGUGUCGCAUAUCCGUUGCAGGAAGACGGUUCUCAUCAUCGACCAGGUGGACGUAUUGCUUGCGGCGGCGGAAGAAACGACGAGUACAUCCUUGUCUGCCAUGAUUCUCUCGCUACGCGAGCGCGUCUACUCUACACUGCUGACCAUGUCGGCCGACGCACCCCUCAUACAAUCGCAGACCACGAUGCUGGAGAGGGAGCACGCCGCCCUGGUUCUGGGGCAGGCCCACGAGGCCACGAGGGUCUUCUCGCUGCGUAUGCUGGACACGGGCACGGCCAGGGAUGUCAGCGGUGUAGUGAGGAUCACAACGACCGACGAGGAUGAGGCUGAGUACCUGUACUUUGUUGCUGGGGAUGGGAAUGUCAAGGUCUUUCAGAGGGGGACUUAG
This is a messenger RNA of Geosmithia morbida, 801 nucleotides long. RefSeq names its product elongator complex protein 6. Gene Ontology annotation, cellular component: elongator holoenzyme complex. Bases 1 to 801 code for a protein of 266 amino acids. Gene Ontology annotation, biological process: tRNA wobble uridine modification. Lineage: Eukaryota; Fungi; Ascomycota; Sordariomycetes; Hypocreales; Bionectriaceae. The record is from RefSeq and is a predicted model, not a curated record. The transcript is spliced from 3 exons.